Molecule: messenger RNA, 2970 nt
Organism: Volvox carteri f. nagariensis
Lineage: Eukaryota; Viridiplantae; Chlorophyta; Chlorophyceae; Chlamydomonadales; Volvocaceae
Exons: 14
Coding region: 1-2970 (989 amino acids)
Molecular function (GO): protein binding
Source: RefSeq, a predicted model, not a curated record
AUGAAACGGCUUCGGGAUGACGAUUGGCAGGCUCCUUGGGGAGCACUUCCUCAGGAAUUGGUGCAGGACGUCUUCUCCUUCCUAUUCACACAUGACCUCGCCUCCGCGUCCAUGUCCUGCCGCGCCUGGCGCACUGCCGCCUGCGCGAUGGUGACUCACCUAACGCUACCGCUUAACCACCCCAUGCUGAUUGCGGGUCCCGCGCCUGGUUGGGCCGAGCUCGUAGCCAACAUGGUCAGACAGCAAGGCGCGCAGCAGCGGCACAAGGCCGGCGAGCAGCUCCCUUACUCGACCGCGGCCGUCUCAUCCCAUGGGAUGACCCCCACACGGCCCGUCAGCGGCGCGGACAGCUGGCCUCGGCUCGGGGAGGUGACGGCGAUAGCGGGCCCGAGCUCCUCCGCCAGCCCCAGCACCCCACCGAGCUCCACGGCGGAAGGCCACCGCGCUCCGCACACCAUCGACGCGUCCCCACUAGCCGCUACGCCGCGGCGCGGCACGCCGCUGCCGCGCUUGCGCACCGACUUUCCCAGAGUGACCCACAUCACGCUGAUUCACAAUGCCAUGCUGCAUAGGGCCCAGGUGCAUGCCGCCAUGUCCACGCUGCGGGCGCUGUGGCCCACUCUGAGGGGCAUGUCCGUUCACGACAGCGUCACUUGGGACCUGCCACUCGACUAUUCCGCCCUGGGAGUGAUGACCCACAUCACAUCUCUGGAGCUACUCUUCCAGGGUCAGGGUGGCAUGGACGAGGCGGGGCAGCCCCUGUACCGCGCCUCCAUGCCGCAUCUGUGCAAACUCGGUCACCUAAAGGAGCUCUGCAUGAAGUGGAUCAUUGGCUACGACGUGGACUCGUUUCUGGAUUUUAACGAGGUGUACGACCUGCUGGCGUCCCUUGUACGACAUAACCAGCUCCGGAGCCUGCAGUUUGGCGGUGAGAACAUCAACGCGGAAGGCGCGCGGCACCUGGCCAGCAUAACCACCUUGGAGACGCUUAACCUGGUGUGCGACGCGCGCCCUGCCUCUCCGCUGCACCUGCUGGACCUGCUCACCAUGCCGCGACUGACCCGCCUGGAGCUGAUGCACGUGUGCCCGGACCACGCCUGGAACGCGGCGGGCGAGGGACGGGACCCGCUGCAGGAGCUGUCCCGGAGGGCAGCACUCCUCGCCGCCAGUCCACUGCGCUACCUGGCGCUAAGCCUCUCCCCGGGGUGUCAGGCGCUGGUCUCCCGCGCGCUUCCGCUGCUGCCGCACCUGCACUCCCUUUCUACGGCGGAGCUCGGAGCGGACCUCAUCGCGUGCAUCGGGUCGCUGACGGGGCUGACGUCGCUGCAGCUGCCCCGCGGGCUGCCGUCGGGGGAGGUGACGGUGUACGACACGGCGGCGGCUGCAGCUGCGGCGGGCGCCGCCGCUGCCGCGCCGCCGCUGGCGGCAAGCAAGUACGUCAUGUCACAUCUGUCUUCGCUGGGUCGCCUGACGUGUCUGCGGCGGCUGAUGAUACAGAUGGACAGUCCCGCUGACACAGCAGCCGCUUUUGUGGAUGGCAGUCUGGUUUCGGUGCUGACGGGGCUGCCUCACCUGGAGUCCUUGCAUCUGUCCACAUGGAACCUUCUAGGGGCGGAUCCCACGGAGGAGGCUCUGGGUGCGUUUCCAGAGCGCCUGCCGCUGCUAGACUCACCGUCGCCGUCGCCGUCGCAGCCCACCCACACCCAUCACCUGUUCCACCGCCAGCACUUGCAAUCCUCUCACCAACAACCACAAUCCCAGCAGCAGCAGCAACAGCUGCGGUUGCCGCAUCCACAUCUCCAGGCCGGGGCUAACGGUGAGGCAGCGGCGUCAGAGCUUGGGAAUCAGAGCCACGGUCAAGGUCAAGGGGCAGCGGGAGCGGCGGCGACGGAGGCCGCGCUGGAGCCUGCAGGGCCAAUAGGGCCUGCCGCAAGGGUUGAUGACGGCAGCAGCAGCGGCAACGCCGGCGGCAGCAGCAGCGAAGACCGCAAGGCUGCCCUUUUGGAGCCGCGGCGCUCGCACCGGCAGGCGGUGCCCUGCCUGCCUGAGUUGCCGACUUGGGCCUGGUCAGGGCUGCGCUCCUUGAGCCUCACGCACUGGCCUUGCGUGUAUGGCAAGCUGCGGGAGGCUGGGCCGCCGCAGCCGGGGCGCUGCUACGCCGUGCGGUGGGACGACCUGCCCAGGUCCCUGGAGGCAUUGCUGCUGGUGCGGUGCCAGUUGGUGGGCACCCGGCCACCCGCCCGUCUGCGCCAUAUGUGGCUGGCGGAUUGCUUGAGCGUGGACAUCUCCAUUCCUAAGGUUCUGGGGCAGCUUCCGGAGCUGGAGACGCUAGUGCUGCGCUGGCCCUGCGCCCCGGAGGAGCCGGAGGUGCCAUCGGAGGCGUCGGCACGCUCCCGGGCGCAGCUGGUGGCGGCGGUCACCUCGCUUAAGGGCCUGCGGACUCUGGGCCUUGGCGGCAUCCGCUGCCAGGAUAUACCCUCCCUGGCGCCUCUCUCACUUGUACGGCACCUAAUGCUGGAGCCCGUACAGCCGCCGCGGCCCGCGCAUGACGCGCCAGCCUCACAGCGUGACCUCACUCUUCUGGACCAGCUAAUGGCGUUGCCGCUGAGAGCACUCGCCGGGCUGAGGACACUGUGGUUGCCUAAUUGGGCAAUGCCCAUCAAGCAGCUGCUACAAUGGCAACAAAUGCUGCAGGCUGCCAUGCCGUUGGUCGUACUUCGCGUGACGGAGUACGAUGUCGUGUGGACUGUGCCCACGCCGGUCAUGCAUGUCGCCCAAGUGGAGGCACCGUCAUCGCUGGCGGGACGCCAGGGCAGCGCCCGCGCCGCUGUCGCCGGCGGCGCUGCCACUCAGAGCGGGGUUCGGCAGCCUGGUUGGGGCAGCAGCGAGCGGAGUCCGCUCCACGCGGGCAGAGGUCUGGACGGGCAAGAACUGGAGUGGUGGCACAUCGGCUGCUGGUCGGUGCAAUGA